Messenger RNA from Oppiella nova, 515 nucleotides. The record is from the annotation of a GenBank genome assembly. Lineage: Eukaryota; Metazoa; Arthropoda; Arachnida; Sarcoptiformes; Oppiidae.
CCAAAGACACGACACUUGCCAUGAAGACAUCGCCCGCAAUGAGUUGAUGAUCGCACCACUCAUACAGUGCUCGCGUUUGUGACCAAAAGACACACUAAUUGUAUUGAAUUUCUCAACUGAUUGUCAUUUAAAUGACUGAAGAAAUGACUGUUUUCGGCAAUUCAUCGAAAGACACGAUGACUGUAACCACUGUCUCCACGCCACUCGACAACGACGUGUCCAAUGUGUCCGACAUUACCACCGAUAACAUCAUCAGUGAUAUGAUGGUUGAGGACACGACCACUACUUCCACAGACACCGCCACAAGUGAUUCCAAUUGGAGUACAAAUAUUUGUAUUAAUAGUAAUAGCAAUAGUAAUAACGAUAAUAAUAUGAUUGACAACAACGCUGUCAAUGAUAAUACAAUUAGUAAUAUAAAUGUGAAUCAAAGUGAGGAACAGUUAACAAAUCCCGACGAUUGUCUUCAGCCCAUCGACAGACUCGAGAAGUACUGCUUUUCCGACAUCAUAUUCCAU